Messenger RNA from Eremothecium sinecaudum, 1602 nucleotides. It is a transcript of the gene BFR2, whose product is annotated as rRNA-processing protein BFR2. Gene Ontology annotation, biological process: maturation of SSU-rRNA from tricistronic rRNA transcript (SSU-rRNA, 5.8S rRNA, LSU-rRNA). Bases 1 to 1602 code for a protein of 533 amino acids. Gene Ontology annotation, cellular component: nucleolus; nucleus. NCBI's taxonomy places the organism in Eukaryota, Fungi, Ascomycota, Saccharomycetes, Saccharomycetales, Saccharomycetaceae. The record is from RefSeq and is a predicted model, not a curated record. The transcript has a single exon.
AUGGGGAAGUCAUUGGCUGAUAAAAUUGCUGAAAUGGUCGCCAAAUCUGGCGCCAAAGACUAUGAUAUUGAAGAUGAUGAGGCAGUUUUUGAACAUAAUGAGCAUGAUGAUUCGAACGCCGAGAGUUCAGAUGGCGAAGAUAGUGGAUUAGAGAAGGAGCAUUAUGUAGCUGUAGGUCGUUCAAAAUUACGGCAGCAGCAAGAACCUGUGGCAUUAAAGAACGAGAAAUAUAACGGUGUUAAGGGUGUCAGAAAAGCUCUUUAUGAUAGUGAGGACGAAGACGAGGAGGAAGAAGAGCAAGAUGAAGAAGAGCAGGAUGAAGAAGAGAAUUCGGAUGGCAGUGAUGCAGUCAGUAUGCCCAGUGAUAGUGAUGAAGUAGAAAGUGCAAGUGAACAAAGUCAAGAAGAUGAAGAUGCCCAGAGUGAAGAUCAAAGCGAAGAAGGUGAAUUUGUCGAGGAUGAUGAGGGAACGAAGGUGAAAAGAGAGAAAAUGGCGCAACUUGUUCAGAAGGAGGUUAACCAGGCGAUGAACAAGCUUUCUGAAUCAAUACAGCGUGAUGCGUUGAAAGCUUACGCAGUUUUGGGCCAGUCUAAAUUUUUCGAUAAUAUUAUCGAUACCAGAAUCAAAUUGCAGAAGGCAUUGAACGCAGCCAACCAGUUGCCAUUGUCUAAGGAAACCUGGAAAUCCCAGCUGGAUGAAGAAAACACUGCGUUGUUAGCAGAGAGUCAGAAGCUGCUGAAGAAAGUUAUGAAUCAGUGUAUUGCGUUACGUGCGGAGUUCCAAAAUAAAGACCAAAUUAAUCAGCCAGAGUAUAAAUACGAUUCUUCAAAGAAGAGAACCUUAGACCAAUACUGCAAGGAGUCCGAAAACCUUGAUUCGCAGCUGAAAACUUAUAGAUCAGCUAUUUUAAAUAGAUGGUCGGUCAAAAUUGCAUCAACCUCAGGCAAAGCAGCAUUGAAUUCGUCGAAGUUUAAAGCUGUUAACCAGCCUGCAGAUGUUCAGGUCGAAAACCAAUUAGCUGAUCUUCCUAGGUUACUGAAACGUACCAGAAUGAAUAGAAGACAGAUUACUCCUUUGGGCUUUGAAAAGGACUUCGAAGCAGGUAAGUUAACUCAUAUGGGUCCUGUCGAUGAAGCUGGAUCUGAUGCAGAAGACGAAAAUGACCUUGAUAUCCCGAAGAAUUAUGAUCCAAGGAGAAAAGAAAACUCUGUAUUCGACACUUCGGAGCUUCCAUAUAUCUUUGAUGAUGAAGAUUUCUACCGUGUGCUACUAAACGACUUGGUCGACAAGAAGAUUGCUAAUGCCCAACAGGGUAGCGGUCCUCAUAUUGCAAUAACUUCACGCUCCCAGGAUAAGCUGAAGAAAAAUGUGGAUACCAAGGCUUCUAAAGGACGUAAAUUGAACUUUGCCAUUCAGGAGUCCAUUACUAACUAUGAGGCCCCUGUAAAUGGUGGCUACAAAUGGUCAGAUGAACAAAUCGAUGAGUUCUUCGCAGGUUUAUUGGGUCAAAGGAUAAACUUCGAUGAAAAUGUCUCCGAACAACAAAGUGGAGAUGAAGAAUCUGAAACCAUCAGGAAUGACGACAUUCAAAUAUUCGGUUGA